AUGCUGCGUAUCUUUGGGUCUCUCUUGGUUCUGUGGCUGCUCUCCAUCUUGGCCGACAUGGUCGAUGCCGUGCAUCAUGGAUCCGUCGCGGUCAAGGUCGGCCUCAUUUACGACAUUGACGAUCCGAUCGACUUUCCCGAGAACCCGUAUCUCCUGACGGCAAUGCAGAUGGCUUUCAACGAAAUCAACAACAGCUCGACGAUCCUGCCGAAUGUCACGCUACUGCCUGUCGUCGGCAGCAGCCGCGGCUCAUUCAGCGACGGAAUCGUCAGUCUCCUCGAUAUGAUACAAAAUGACGGCAUCAAUGCUGUGAUCGGAGACACAACCAGCGAGCAAAGCGAAUACGAAGCAACCAUAUCCAGCUUCUAUGAUAUCCUCCACAUCGGUCUGUUCACCUCCGCAACCAUACUCACCAACAGGACAGCAUACCCGACCUAUCUCUCCCUCAUCCAGCCCAAUAUUGUGUAUCUCCAAGCACUAUUCGCCUUUGCCAGAGCCAUGGGAUGGCGAUCGGUGGCUCUAAUGUACAGUCGUGAGCCAUUUGGAACCACUGCAAGGGACGAUGCCAAGUCCGUCGCCAACGCAAUGGGAUUCAAUAUCGUUCUCGAGCAGGGAUUCUACGGACCCACUCAAGGGAACCGCUCCGACCUGGCCAUUCCUCUCGAGAAUCUCCAAAAGUCAAGGGCAAAGAUCAUCAUCGUCUGCGCCAUCGCCCAGUACACAUCCGAUCUCUACUACAUGGCAUAUGGACGCGGCUUGGUGGGCCCAACAUAUGUCUGGAUGGGCAUCAACAUCCCGUACUACAACUUCAUGGACUUUUCUUGGUUCAACGGCGACCCGAUACAAGCAGCACAGGGAUUUAUAUGGGCUACUCAGAAUGUCACGAACGGAGCCGGAUACAACGAGUUCAACAGCAAGUGGAACAGCAUGUCGCUCCAGAACGCAACCAUGUAUCCGCUGUUGUCGGGGGAUCUGUGGGAGUGGGGUGUUCGAGGGGUUUACGACGCCGCUUACAUCAUGGCACUGGCAUGGACCAACCUCACUCGGAUCUACCCGGACACCCCGUUCCUGCAGCUGCUGGCGACCAACUCGACGUAUCCCUUGCGCGCCGUUGGUGAUCUGAUCUACGACGGCGCAUCGGGAUUCUCAAUCUUCAAUGACGAUGGAAUCAUGGCGGGUCCGUUUGUGAUCUCGGUCGUUGUGUCGCAAAACAGCACCGUGGAAUACAAGAAUAUUGCAUACUACGAAAACGACGAGAUCAUCACAGACUGUCACAUGUGUCAAUACUACAACUUUGAUGGCUCAACCAAGGUUCCCUCCGACUCGCUCUUUGAAGUGUGUCCGCCUGGAUGGCAGUCGUAUUCCAGUGAAGUGGUGUCGCAGCUCUGUGUCCCAUGUCCUGAGGGAACAUACAAUCUGAACUCCAAUUCGACCUGCAAGCCCUGUCCUGUUGGCGCGGUGUGCCAUAAUGCCAACAUCAUGAUCGCCAAGGGCUAUUGGUACAACGCAAAUGCCUCGGCAAUCGAUUCCGCAUUCUAUCUGUGCGAUGCAACCGCAAACUGCUGUCCAAACGCAUGCCCGAUCGGUGGUGGAAACCAGUGCAUCCACGAACACAGCGGAGUGCUCUGUUCGCAGUGUCCCAGCGGCCAGUACGAAUGGGGUGGCCAAUGCACCCACUGCGACAGCCUCGGCAGCAACAUUGCUGUCGGAGUCGCGGCAUUUGUUGCUAUUUUCGUUGUCGUCUGCAUUCUGUGUGUGAUUCCAACAUCCAAGGAGGGAUUUCUGGUCGACCUGAUAUUUGUGUACCAGGUUGCCUACCUCCUGGACUUUGACCACACAACGGCCCUGUCUCGAGCCCUGGCGUUUCUGACCCUGAGCUUGAACAUCCAAAGUGGCGGAAACGGAUGCAUCCUCCCACUCGACCAGUUUGCCAAAAUGAUCUCGGCCUAUGUGAUGGUGAUGGCGAUGGUCGUCUGCCUGGGACUGUGGCAUGUUCUGAUCCAAGUGCUCAGGAGUCCGAAUCGAGGCCCGCUGGCCAGGAGGGCCUGGAAGACGAUAGUUCGGUGGUUUCCGUACCUCGACACCAGCUUCAAACACUCGCUGACUCGAUCGGUCAUCGUCUUGGCGCUGUUCAGCUUCAGUCCGGUGUACAGCACAGCCGUGACGAUCCUGUCCUGUCGGGCCAUCGAGGGGUUUCCAUCGGUCGUCUGGGACUAUCCGUCGGUCCAGUGUUGGACCGAUUCCCACACAACCGUGGCGGUGUUGUCUGGCAUCGUCGUGGUGGUUCAAGUCAUUGUGCUUCCCGGUGUCAUCUUUCGUCAAGGGCUCGGUCUGCGAAGCAAGCAGCAACCCGAGCCAAAUACACCGACUCUCGAUGCUGAUAUCGCCAACGAAGCAGUUGUUGUCCCAAUCGAAUCAGAAGCAACAGACCCACUCUAUGUUCUGCAUCGCUGCUACACCGAGCAAUGCCGCUGGUGGACCGCCAUCGACCUGAUAGAGCGCUCCACGAUCGUCGGACUGCCGCUGCUGCUCCGCUCGACAGGAGACUAUACACCCAGAUAUGCAGCGUUGUUCGUCCUGUGGAUGUUCCUGCUUGUGCGCGCCUUUGUGAUGCCAUACAGGCUGGUGGCCGACAACGCCGUCAGAAUCAUCGGAUACCUGGCUUUGAUCAUCACAUUCUCGUUGCAGCUUCGCCAGAAAUACCUCCUGGACCAGUAUGGAAUCGAAUCGACCGACUCGCUGGUUCAAGAGACAGUCGCAACGAUCAUACCCUGUGUCCUGUUGGUUCCCACCAAGCUCUUCUCCAAGAUCCCUUCGGCACAGAGGAAGCAAAUCAGCAGUACGAUUCGCUCGAUUCGCUCAAAGGUCAUCGAGGCCGGCAGUUGA
Molecule: messenger RNA, 2886 nt
Organism: Polychytrium aggregatum
Lineage: Eukaryota; Fungi; Chytridiomycota; Chytridiomycetes; Polychytriales
Product: periplasmic binding protein-like I
Exons: 24
Coding region: 1-2886 (961 amino acids)
Biological process (GO): G protein-coupled receptor signaling pathway
Cellular component (GO): membrane; G protein-coupled receptor heterodimeric complex
Molecular function (GO): G protein-coupled GABA receptor activity
Source: RefSeq, a predicted model, not a curated record